GGUUUUUGGUAGUGAUAAAAUAAUAAAUAGCCGCUGCCGACGUUGCUAGUAGAGAAUGGAACGGGAGAGGAGUCUGCAUUUAGUGUAGAUUUUUGUGAGAUAAGAUUGUGUAGGAGUGAGAAGAAGAUAUGAAGAAGCAAGCAUCAACCCGUUUGCUGAUGUGGGUUAUGAUUUGUCUUCAGGUUUAUCUGAUAAUUGCAGCUGUGUCAUUGUCGGAGUCCAAUGACUCCACUUCUGUGUGCAAUGGCUCUGUAGAGGACUGCCUCCGCCUCCACCACUUGGACUCACAGCUUCCCACCGUCUCCAGCUCCCACUUCCAAAGAAUGCUUGCUGAAUCCAAUCGCCCGACGGAUGGUACUGGAGAUCCUAAUAACCCCGCCAUAAAGUGUAAGACGGCCCAGGACUACAGAUCAUGUCUGGCGGCGUCUCAAGGUCAGGACGCACAUUGUGGCACCUACAACAGGGGAACGAGAUGCAGUUGAAUGGGUGAAACUAUUAUGUUCGAAUGCUUUACUUUCCUCCCUCCACUGUGUUGUUAUGCUUCGUCUGUGUGUGUGGGUAUAUGUAUGCUUAAUUUACGGUUUUCAAAUUCAUU
Messenger RNA from Vigna umbellata (rice bean), 595 nucleotides. RefSeq lists its product as uncharacterized. The record is from RefSeq and is a predicted model, not a curated record. NCBI's taxonomy places the organism in Eukaryota, Viridiplantae, Streptophyta, Magnoliopsida, Fabales, Fabaceae.